GUGCUUUGCGGCUUUGCUUUUCCUGAAACGAGAUUCUAGAGAGAGAGAGGCUAUUUAUAGAGAGGAGGAGGGAGGGAGGGAGAGAGAGAGAGAGGUCUGUGAGUCUCUGUACGGAGGUUUGGUAAGGAUUGUUAAUGGCGAUUCGGUCGAUGAAGUAAGUGGUAACGCGUUAACUAGCAUUGUCCUCGUUUCAUACAAAGCCUCUGUGUGUGCUUCGCCACUUCUUUGUACAUCUCGUCUCUCUCUCUCUCUCUUUUCCUAGAGAGAGAUUUUUAGGGGGUUUAUAUUCAAGUCUUCCUGAAGAAAUCAAAGCCAAAAGAAGGGUUAGCAGAAGAAGAAGCAAAAAUGCAGAUGGAGUGGCCUGCGUAUUUAGAUGAAUAUGAAAAGCUUGUUAUUCGGAUGACCACUCCCAAAGUCAUGAUCGACAAUGCCGCGUGUGCCAACGCUACUCGUGUCACGGUUGAUAGUGCUAGAAAACAUGGACUUCUUCUAGAUGUGGUUCAAAUUCUCUCAGAUCUGAACCUUUCAAUUAAGAAAGCGUACAUAUCUUGCGAUGGAAGGUGGUUCAUGGACGUUUUUCAUGUGACUGAUCUAAAUGGAAACAAAUUAACCGACGAGAGCGUUAUCAACUACAUUGAACAGUCACUUGGUACAUUCGAUUACGCGAGCUCGAAAUGCUUUGAUGGUUUGACAGCGCUAGAACUAACCGGAACAGAUAGGCUUGGCCUGUUAUCGGAGGUUUUCGCAGUACUAUCUGAUUUGCAAUGCAAUGUGGUUGAAGCAAAAGUGUGGACACAUAAUGGAAGAAUAGCUUCCCUCAUUUAUGUGAAGGAUUGCGAUUCGGGUUCCCCAAUUGAAGACUCCCAGAAGAUCGAUAUAAUCGAAUCGCGGUUGAAGAAUGUGCUUAAAGGGGAUAAUGAUAUACGAAGCGCCAAGACAUCGGUUUCCAUGGAGGUCACACACACCGAACGAAGACUUCACCAAAUGAUGUUUGUGGAUCGCGAUUAUGAGCGCAAGCCUACUAUGAGGACUAAUGCUGAUUGUCCUCUCGUCACGGUCCAGAAUUGCUUGGAAUGGGGUUACUCUGUUGUAAACGUUCAGUGCAAGGACCGCACGAAGCUUCUGUUUGAUGUUGUUUGCACAUUGACAGAUAUGCAAUAUGUUGUCUUCCAUGCCACCAUCAACACCUCUGGGGACCAAGCGUACAUGGAAUUUUUCAUCAGGCACACAGAUGGUACACCAAUUAGUUCAGAAGCUGAAAAGCAAAGGGUGAUUCUGUGCCUACAGGCUUCCAUAGAAAGGAGAGCGUCAGAGGGUGUGAGGCUAGAGCUGUGCACGGCCGAUAGGAGCGGCCUCUUGGCGGACGUAACACGAACCUUCCGCGAAAAUGGUCUUAACGUGACAAGGGCGGAGAUAUCCACAACAUCCGGAACCCCUCUAAAUGUCUUUUCUGUAACGGAUGCAAGUGGGAGCCCCGCAGACCCAAAGAUCAUCGAAUCGGUUAGACAGAAAAUUGGAAUGAGUAAAUUAAAAGUAAAGGAAUUGCCAUUGAUAUAUCAUCAAAAGGGGGAAAGGGAUGAGCCCACAGUUGGGGCCGGCGGCGGUGGGGCUAUGUUGUUGUCACUUGGGAGCCUAGUGAGAAGGAAUCUAUACAAUUUGGGAUUGAUUAAAUCAUAUUCUUGAAAGAAUAUCAUGUGGGUCAAGAAUUUUAGUAUAACCGUGAUGUUUUUGUAACACCAGAUACCGUCUCAUAGGCAACAAUUUGUUUGGGGGGAUAUGUUUCCACCCUUGUGGCAUAUACUUUGCUUUGGAGUUUGGUAAUUGUGUGCAUAUCAAGAAAAUUUAUUAGGAGGUGUUUGGUGAUAGUAGCUUGGUAUUGUUGGGGUUUGGUUGGUUGAAUAGGGUAGACACAUUAUUAGAUGGGAGAUGUGGGGGCCACUCCAUCCCACCAUUUCAAAUUGUGUUUAGGGGAGGAAUCUGAAUUAGGAGAGGGAAACAAGGGAAAAGUAGAAGGUGUUGGUGGUGGUGGGGGUUUAUAUGAUGGGUUGUUUCUUGCUGGGAAAAGAGUAGGUAUAGAGAAGAAAUUGGUUUUUACACAUCACACAUUUGUACAUAAUGCAAUGACCCCUUUAUUUUUAAGUAUUAGUUAUGGUUGACUUAAUUUUUCCAUUACUCACAUUCUAGUCUUCUCUUGUUUGUAAUGUUUUUCUUUUGAGUAAUUCUAUGGGCCUAUUUUGUGUAGUUUUUAUCAGUUGAAAUGGAUGAUCAAAAGAAAAAAUUUAAAAUA
This is a messenger RNA of Camellia sinensis, 2287 nucleotides long. Its product is annotated as ACT domain-containing protein ACR8. NCBI's taxonomy places the organism in Eukaryota, Viridiplantae, Streptophyta, Magnoliopsida, Ericales, Theaceae. The record is from RefSeq and is a predicted model, not a curated record.